AUGACCAACUUUCUUCUCGUCACAUUACUCGUCCAAGCUGCCUCCGUUGUGGCCAUACCCCAGGCCGGACACGCCAAAUUGACUAGUCGGCAGAGUGUAGAUUGCACUUACAGUGUAGCCGCAGGAGCUGGUGCUACAUGUGGCUCUAUAGCAGGCGCGUUGGAAUCACCUGCCAGUGUAAAAUCAGUCAGCAUGACCACAUCGACGUCCACUAAGUCAUCGACAACCAAGGCCCCCACAUCUGAUCUCCAUUCACCAUCACAGUUGGGCUUUGCUAAGAAUUGCAACAAAUUCUACAAGUUCACGGGUGGGUACACUUGCAACAAGAUAACAUCGCAAUCUUCCAUCUCUUUAGAUCAGUUCCUGCGACAACCUCCUGGUCGACUGCUGGGUCUGCGUUGGUGUCCCCGGCGCCGUGACAGUGCCAUCACCAUCACCUUCAUGCCCGGGGCCAUCUCCACCUGCAAGAAAUUCCACCUCGUCAAAUCGGGCGGCACAUGUGGGAAGAUCGAAGCACAGUGUGGAAUCACGCUGGCUACUUUCCGCAAGUGGAACACGACGGUCAACGCGGACUGCACCGACCUCUUCCUCGGCUAUUAUGUCUGCGUUGGUGUGUGA
This is a messenger RNA of Xylaria bambusicola, 618 nucleotides long. RefSeq lists its product as uncharacterized. The record is from RefSeq and is a predicted model, not a curated record. Bases 1 to 618 code for a protein of 205 amino acids. NCBI's taxonomy places the organism in Eukaryota, Fungi, Ascomycota, Sordariomycetes, Xylariales, Xylariaceae. The transcript is spliced from 4 exons.